Molecule: messenger RNA, 2296 nt
Organism: Lymnaea stagnalis (great pond snail)
Lineage: Eukaryota; Metazoa; Mollusca; Gastropoda; Lymnaeidae
Source: the annotation of a GenBank genome assembly
AUGGAACCAUAUCAGUCCAUAUCUGUUGGAAAAGCCCUUGAUGCUGAUACAGAUGAAGUGAGGAAUCGGGGAGGUUUUUAUUUAAUAAAUGUCACAGUAAGUAACCAUUGUCAUAGUCAUAUUAAUUAGGCCAUGUUUAUUCAAAUAAAACACAAGAAAUAUUAAUAUUGUAUUCAUAUCAUAUGCUAGUGUUAUUAAUAUAUCCAAAUUUUAUUACAUAAAAUGUACCUGAUAAAAAAUUCUAUAAAAAUAAUUUUUUUAUGCAUAAUAACUUCUUCACUAGUAACAUUUUAAUACUUUUUAUUUAAGCAUAAAAAUAAAUAAUUACCGUAAUUCUUUAGUGACAGUAGUCUGCCUAUAUAUAUUUUUUUAUGUUACAGUUAAUUUGCAAAGGAAGAACCAUCUUUUAACUUUUUAAAAAAUAACAUUUUAGAGCUAAAAAUUCUAUAAUAUUUCAUUUUACAUGUGAAAAUUCACUAUUUCACUAAAUUACUGGUGAUGGGAAAUUUUUACUUGACAGGCCACAGAAGUACCUGUCAACAGUUCAGUAGUUCUGAAUCAAUCGACAAGUGUCAGCAUCACUCAAGUAUCAAUCACUAUUUUGGAUGCAGAUGACAAUCUUCCAAUGUUUAAUCAGAAGGAAUAUAAUGCUACAGUGCCUGAGAACACUCCAUUGGGUGUGCCCCUUUCAGUUACACCAAUUAUAUUUGUAGAGGACAAAGAUCAGGUCUGUAGGCUCUAUAGCAAUGUUAUAUAUAUCUGAAUAUCUGAUUGUGAACUUGACUUUAAUUAUACACAUGACUUCAGAAUUAGUUGUGACUUUCCACUCAAUUGCACUUCACUGACAAGCAAUACCCAUGAUGAAUUAAAUGGGUUAAAAAUAAGUCAAAACAUUUCUUUAACAAACAUUUUAUAUUUGACUUUCUGUUGCUUACUCAUUAAUGAUCAAUUUAUCCAUCAGGGCAUAAACAGCAGGUUUAAUUUGUCAGUAACCAAAGAUGGCAUGCCCUAUAAGGACUUUCUAACACUGCCAGCUGAGGGCCAGACUAUCCAAGGGAGAUCUAGCAUAACAAUUACAGUGGGAAACUCCUCUAUCUUGGACUUUGAAACAAGAACAAAUAUCACCUUUCAGGUAGAUAUUUUUUCUUUUUAAGUAUCAAAAUUUGAUUGUUUAAAAAACAAAGCAUUAAAUCAAUUUACCUUUUCCACUACAAAAUCUAUGAAGUAAAAUAUUAUUUUAGAAAUCUUUCAAAAUGUUAAAGUUAAAAUAAAGAUACAACUGAAUGUUGGUACUGCACUAUAUAAAGUUUUGAUAACUAAAUUAUUUACCUUUAAUUCCUUAGAUUGUAGCAACAUCUGUUGAUCAGAGUGGCAGAGCCAAAAAUUCUACAACAGUCACUAUAUUCUUGAAAAUUGAGGACAUCAAUGACAACAGCCCCACCUUCCCAACUCAGCCAAACAGUUUCAAUGUCUCAGAAAAUGCUACAGUUGGUUAUUUGAUUGCAACAAUCAAAGCUGUGGAUGUUGACACAGGAGACUAUGGUAAAGUGACCUACCGUCUGGAGGAGUCAGGGUUUGAUGGAGAAUUCCUGAUAAACAACAACACGGUAAGUUCCUGGACACUUUCAUUUAUUUGAUGGUGUAUAGAGCUUGGUGAUAAAUUAAUUUUUUUUUGCCAAUACUAUAAGUUAAUUCCAAUUGGGUAAUUUAUGGCUCUUAACAAUUUGAAAACAAAUUAUUUUCAGUAAUGUUUAUAGCUAUCAUCAAAAUUUCAAUUCAGGGUUAACCCAAACUAAUGACUUAAACCAUAAUGUUAAAAUAUAUGCUGAAAGUAAUCUAUGAAACCUUCAUGUUCUUUGAUAGAACUUACAAUUUUAUGAAAAGUAUUCAAUUGAAUAAUAAGACUUGCCAACACAUCACUUGUCUCAUGUAAAGCACUGAAAGUUUCUUUCAACUUCUAUUUAUAUACAAUACAACUUUAACAUUCCCCAUAUUUAAUGUUUACUUAAUGAGUCGGAAUUAAACAUACACAAAUUGCUAUCUUAAGGGUGAACUGAGGGUUGCUAAAAGUCUUGACAGAGAACAGAGAUCUUCUUAUAUGUUGAUUGUUGAUGCCACAGACAGCCCAUCUUUACCAGAUGAUCAGCGCAGACGGUCAAGAUUUAGUAUUGGGGUUCAUGUUAUGGAUGUCAAUGACAACAGUCCAGUAUGGGCACAGGUCAUUCCUUUCAUUACUGUGUUGGAAAAUACUGCAGUUAAUACAUCAGUGGCCGAAUUAUGGGCAACAGACAGUGAU